GUUCUGCAUGGACGUGUAGGUGGGCCCCACACCUUCUCUCUACGCCCUUUUCUCUCUUCUCAUUUCCAUUCAAAACAGAUCCUAUUUUUCUCAAAUCCCAUUUCAUCAAAAUCACAUUCAUCCAAACGAACCAGAAAAAAGAGAGAACAAAUACAAAUCAUACUAACAUAAACCAAGAACUGCAAAACCAGAAACCGAAAUGUCGCCCAACGGAGCGUCGGGCGGCGGCGGCAACAGCAAAGACUCACUGCCGACGGGCAGCUCCAGGCCUUUAAAGAAAGGACCGUGGACCGCCGCCGAGGACGCCAUUCUCACCGAAUACGUGAAGAACCAUGGCGAAGGGAAUUGGAACGCUGUCCAGAAGAAUGCAGGCCUGUCUCGUUGCGGAAAAAGCUGCCGGCUCCGAUGGGCUAACCACCUCCGGCCAAACCUUAAGAAGGGCUCAUUCUCGCCUGAGGAAGAGCAGCUCAUCCUUGAAUUGCAUUCCAAGCUCGGCAACAAAUGGGCCCGUAUGGCCGCUCAGUUGCCAGGAAGAACAGAUAACGAGAUAAAGAAUUACUGGAACACGCGGAUCAAACGGCGCCAACGUGCAGGAUUGCCUCUUUACCCGCCUGAAAUGCAAAGGAAAUCAAAUUUCCAUCAACACCGGAUGUCUCUGUCGCCUCCAUCGUCGCUUUCAUCGUUGCACCAGAAGACCCAUUUCUCAUCUCAGCUGUCGCCAAUGCCAUUCGAUACUACCAUGAACUUCUCUGCUAGGCCACCUCUGCUGACUGAUCACAACCAAUAUCUCCUCCCAACCCCAAUUCACAGAUUCAAGCGAUUCCGCGAAAACGGCAUCGCCGAUCCCUCAGCCUCCUCUUUGUCUCUUCCAUUCUCUUCUCAUUUUCUGCCAACUCCGCCUUUGUUCGAUCAAAAUCUCCACACCCAACAGCAAAAUCAGCAGAACCAGCAUCCUCAGACACUUCAAUUCAAUUCUAGCAGCUUUGGUUUUAAUCCACAGCCUAUUCAAUCCACAUUCGAUCCCGACGGGCUUUUUACCACUCGCUCAAUCUCCAUGAAAUUGCAGCUCCCUUCAUCCCAAAUUCCUGAUGCAGCUUCUGCAUCAUUGGACCGGAGCAAUAGUGGUUUAUUGGAUUCUUUGUUGCAGGAGGCCCAGGUGAUGACAGACGGUAAUGAUUGGCAGAGAGAAGGGCUGUUGCCAGAGCCCGAAACGGAAAAAUGCAAUUUAGAUGGUUGGGUUGGAGAUACAAAUCCUUCAGGGCCGGAUUUUGGUGAGUCCACGCCGGUGGGAUCAGCUAGCCAGUGGGACGAUAUGGGUCACGCUCAUUCAUCGAUUGGGACGAAGAUGGAGAAUGAUCGGGCGGACGAGAUCAAUUCAAUGGAGGAUGAUUUAUCAUCAUUGCUCGAUAUCAUUCCGGCAGCGAUGCCGACGGUCCCAGAAUGGUACGGCGACGGUGGGGAUAUGUCCAAUGAGCAAUCAGAUGUGAGAAACGACGAUUUCACUGUCGAAAUGCCGCAAUUUUCAUCGUCUCUCUCAGCCGUUGAGCAGGAUUGGAGCCUCGGAUCGUGUCCGUGGAACAACAUGCCACGGAUUUGUUGAAAUGUACCAAGAUUUUAUCUGAUGCAUUGUAUGAUGGUGGGGUGGGGAUGCAAAUGUCUUAAGGUCUUUUGUUUGGGGACAUUUGGGUGAAAUGGGUCAUUUAUGCACUUUUAAAGCGUACGUGGAAAGAUUUGCUAUUAAAGAUGGCCGUUGGACAUGGCACGUGCAAGUCACGUGGAUUAUAUUUAUAGGGAAUU
Molecule: messenger RNA, 1797 nt
Organism: Magnolia sinica
Lineage: Eukaryota; Viridiplantae; Streptophyta; Magnoliopsida; Magnoliales; Magnoliaceae
Product: transcription factor MYB101-like
Exons: 3
Coding region: 200-1600 (466 amino acids)
Source: RefSeq, a predicted model, not a curated record